Molecule: messenger RNA, 1770 nt
Organism: Prunus armeniaca (apricot)
Lineage: Eukaryota; Viridiplantae; Streptophyta; Magnoliopsida; Rosales; Rosaceae
Source: the annotation of a GenBank genome assembly
AUGGCACUCGUAAUCGCAUGUGGAGAAUCGUCGCCGUCCCACAUUACCCUUCUGAGAUGUUUGAAUCGAACCCUCGACUCUAUCAAGCACAACAUUGCUCGCAUCUUUGCUAAUAUUUUGUGCUGCCAAGCUAACUCUGAUGAAAGCUCCUGGACUUGUCGGGGUAAGGAUCUACUUCCAUCCACUUUUGAGGAUUUCAGGAAAAAAUGGGACGAGAAUUACCAUGUGAGUGCUCAAAAUUGGUUUUCAAAGAAGAAGAAUUCCUGCGGUAAACAAGAUCCACGCGCAGUUUGCAACGUGUUGGAUGCAAUGUUGAGGGAUAGUUUGGAACGUCUCAAAACGAUGAGGGAAGGCAUAUCUACGGCAAAUAUAGGCUUUUUGGAUUGCACUUUGAAAGCUAAUUACACAGAUUGCAUGGCCAUCAUAAAGGUUUUAUGUAUAGAUGGUAAGUUGGGAACAGCUUUUUGGCUUCGGAGAAAACUGAUAAAGAAAGGCAUUGUUGCUGAUGUCUUGACACACAAUUAUCUAUUAAAUGCACUGUGUAAAACUGGUGACUUGGAGAAGGCAGAUUGGCUUAUUAGGGAGAUGUUAGAAAAUGGCCCCUCUCCCAACUGUGCCACGUACAACACUUUUAUUAAGGGUUAUUGCCGCCUUAAUGAAGUGGAUAAAGCUCUUUAUCUUUUAUCCACGAUGGGUAACAGUGGUAUUAGGCCUAAUAGAAUCACUUGCAAUAUAAUUGUACAUGCAUUGUGCAAGAAAGGCCUUAUGGAGAAUGCUAAUAAGCUUCUAGAAGACGUAUUAGAUGAUGAUAAUGACAAGACAACAUCAGAUAUAGUCAUCUCAACUACACUUAUGGAUGGUUAUGUUAAAAAUGGAAAUAUGGUUCAGGCACUUAGUCGUUGGCAUGACAUGGUCCAAAUGAAUAUCCAAGUAGAUGUCAUUUCUUAUAAUGUUCUCAUUCAUGGAUUUUGUCUGAGUCAACACAUGGACCUUGCUUAUGGAUACCUUUGUGAAAUGAUCAAAAGAGGAAUACUUCCUAGUGUUUUUACUUAUAAUACAAUUUUAAGUGGUCUUUGCAAAGGAGGAAAGUUAGAGGAGGCUUGUUAUGUCCAUGGACUUAUGUCAAGAAUGGGAGUUACUCCCGAUCAAAUUUCAUACAAAAUACUUGUUCGGGGCCUAUGUAGUAAAGGAGAUGUUGUCAGAGCUAAUGAGUUUCUUCUUCAUAUGCUAGAGAAGUCAGUGGUGCCUGAGACUCUAAUAUGGAAUACUGUCAUUGAUUGUUAUGGAAGAUAUGGGGAUCUUACUACUGCAUUCUCUGUUAAGGAUCAGAUGCUCGCUUUUGGUGUUAAACCAGAUGUGUAUACUUACAAUGCAUUGAUCCACGCCCAAGUGAAAGAAGGAAAUAUUACUCGUGCUCUUUCUCAUAAAAAGGAAAUGCUUCUGUCUGGUCUUUUUCCUAAUGCGGUCACUUAUAAUUUGUUGAUAGGUGCUGCUUGUAACUUAGGCGACAUUCUUUUCGCAGUGCAGUUAUAUCAUGAAAUGCUGAUAACAGGACUUGAUCCAGAUAUAAUUACUUACACUGAACUAAUCAGAGGGUACUGCAUGAUAGGUAACAUGAAGAAGGCAGAAGAGCUUUUUGAAAAUAUACAGGCAUCUGGUUUACCUAUCGAUCAUGUUCCAUUUAAGGUACUUGUCAAGCAGUACUGCAAAAUUAAGGAGCCUGACAUGGCAUUUGGCAUUUACCAGAAGUGGCUGACGAGGGGGAACUGA